UGCGCACGUCAGAAUCAAACAACACCCCCUUCUUUAAACUCGCUUAUGUGUAAUUGAUAUAGCGAAGCGAAGAAAAAACGACUGGAAUUUCAGUAUUUUGUGGCAGUGAAAUGAAAGUUACGACGGAGACAGUCGUUUAGGAUGGACUCUAAAACGCCCCCUGACAUCAGAUAAACUUCACUGUAGAGAAAGGACUAGUUGAAUGCAGACUGAGAUGAUGCUGCCCUUAUCAUGGACAAAUGGAUUGAAUUCAAGUUGUGAAGUUGUGAAAGAUGGGUGGUGCUGGUGUCAGCAGAAAUGUUAGAAAGCCAGAUAAACUAGUUGUAGUAGUUGCUGAGGAAGUAUAGUAAGGAGAGCAACAGAAUUGGCUUAUAGAGUUGCAAAAUUAUAUACCUUUGCUGUUGAGUUGGGGAAACUGUUUCUACAGUUGAUAUAGCAGAUAAAAAUAGGCUGAUGGAGUACAGUGAGAGAGUGCUGUGUGGCUCGGGGGAGAUGGAGCUGGACCCCAACAUUGUGAGUGAAGAGGCUGGAAAACUGUAUUCAGAGCUACAGACCGUCAUUGAGACCCAUGGUGAAGGUGUGGUGGAGUCGCUGGUGCCCAUAUUUGUGUGGGUCCUGGAGGGGCUGGCCAGCUGCAAAGCCCAGCUGAGAGACAGGGAGGACGAGGCGGAGAGGGAGAAAGCUGAGCGAGAGGAGCUGCUGGAGAGAUACCAAGCAGAGCGGGCACUCCGGAAAGAAAGUCAAGAGAGGUAUCUGGAGCUAGAUGACCAAAUUGAACAGGAGAGGAGAGCCAUGAGGGGGAGAGACCGGGAGAGAGAGCGGCGAGAGCGAGAACUAGAGAAGAAAGCAAGACAGCAAGCUGACCAAUUGGUGGCCUCGGAGGAGCAAAAGGCAAAUCUGAACAGGGAACUGAGCACACUGAAACACACUCACAACAAGCUGGCUCACACACAUCGGGAACUUUUGGAAAAGAGGAAGGAUUCUGAGAGAGAUUCUCCUUUAAGGAAUCACAUGCGCCCCAAGAAUGCCGAAUUACCAUCCAACCAAAUCUUGUCAGAAGCCACUAUGAAUGAAAAGAUGAUUCAAAGACCACAUUCACAUUCUGGCCCUCCCUUUUUGGAAGAUCUUGUCGCGAAUGAAGAAAAAUCGUUGGACAUUGCAGUAAAGCCUGCCGCAGACCAGUUUGUCAAUGACAUCAUAAGCUCCACUCCAGAGCUGAGGCAGUUUCAUGGCGGUGUGGAUGCUAGCACUCCAGUGCGACCGACCACAGAAGAACCACAGAAAGAUGCGUCGGAGACCAGCAUGGAGGACGAGCUGAAGGAGGUGGAGGAGAAGGAGCACAAAAUAGAAGAGGUGUCGGGAGGACAGAGGCAGGAAAAAGACCAGGAGGAGGAUGAGGUGGAGGAAGAUGAUAGUAUGGAGUGGGAGCUGCGCAACACUGACUCUGUGUUCUCUGAGCUGUCAGAGCUGAGUCGGGAUUAUGUGGAGAGUGUAGACCAAGGGGCCAGCGUCAGAGGCAGUACAGACCAGUUUGAGGAGAUUCUUUCUCAGUAUGAGGAACUGAAAGUCACACAUGGGUUAGUAGAAGCUGCCCGUAAGGCUUUAAUAUAUCGGGUAGUGGAGCUCACUGAAGACCGCUCAGCUCUAAAACUAGAGGUGACGUCUCUUCAGGAAACUGUCUCACGUUUGGAGGGUCGGAUGAAGAUGGAGGAGGAGGAAGCUAAGAGACUUCGUAAACAACUGGAAGCGUGUCAGCCUGAGGAUCCUGAUUCUUCUCUGCCCACGUCCAUGCGCAGCUUCUCUCGUUCUGAAAUGGCUCGUGUGGUCAUGGAGAAGAACCAAUACAAGCAGCGUCUGUUUGAGCUGCAAGAGGCAGUGAGGCGCAGUCAGACAAUCAGAGCAACAAAGGAGAUGAGGAUAACUGAGGACAAAAGGUCAAGCGUUUGGUUAAAGUUCAACCGCUUGUUCGGCCUCACCAAGGGACCCCUAAUCCCACAUCCUGCUUCUGCAUUUGCCAUGCAAACUUCUCCAUCGCUCACUCGCUCUCCAAUGGGGUCACCACAACUACCAGCUGUCAGUCAAACUCCUGCUGAAUCUGCUUCUCCUGCUGCUCUCUCCCCUCGUGUCAGGAGGAGAGAACUCUACAAAGAAAUACGCUCGCACAUUUGGGGAUCACUUGGAAAACGGCAGAUACACGGCUGGAGCACACCGCUGGCAAAUACACAGGAGUCUCACGAACCUGUCCCAGAGCCUAAAGAUGUGCCUGUUCUAAUGCAGUUCAGACUGCUGGAUCAAAGAGACUCCACAGCGAAACUGAACUGUGCGGUUGCAGUCACACCUGAGCUGUCAGGAGAGGCAUCAUGUUCUGUGUGGGUAGUUUCUGGCCCUGCCUCCUGCAGUGAUAUUACAGUGAUUGAUCCAGCACGGCCCAACACAGUGUUGGAUCAGUUCAGCCUCCCUCCCACUGCUCCUGCUCUCUGCAUCUGUGCUGUGCCUCCCAUAGGUGACACUGCAGGGACUGUGUGGAUUGGAACUCAGGAAGGAAGUAUACUGGUACACUCAGCCUCUGCUGGCAGGAGGCGCUGUCUGCAGUCUGUAUCUCUCUCAGAAGGCGUUCAUUCACUCACGUGUUCCCAGGGUCAAGUCAUAGCUGGUUUAGCUGACGGGACUUUAGCAUUUUUUUCACACAGUUCAGAUGGCUGGAAUCUACAGUCCCACUCGGUGAUGCCUCUUGGAUCGAACCCCCUGCAGCCGAUUCGCUGCUGCCUCGCAAAAGGUGGCCGCUUGUGGGUGGGAUACUGGAACAGAGUCCAUGUGGUUGAUGUUGACAGCAAGAAGGUUGAGCAAACCUUCUCAGUGUCUGAACGCAGCGAGCAGCAGGUUCGUUUCCUGUGUGCUGGUGGAAGUGGAGUAUGGGCAUCCUGCCGACGCGACCCAAUCCUCAGACUGUUUGACUGGUCCACAGGACGGCCGCUACAGGAAGUCGAUUUUGCUGCUUUGGUCACUAAAACAUUAGGCCAAUCCUUCCUAACACUCGCACCGCUGCAGAUCUCGUCUCUCACAGUCAUCUCUGCCCGUCUGUGGGUGGGCACAGAAGGUGGUGCCAUUUUCUCCAUCCCACUAUCCAUAACAUCAGAGGCUGUUUCCAUCCCGUAUUGCUCCAUUUCAUCAGCGCAGCUGUGUUACCAUGGACAUAGACAGACUGUCAGGUUCAUCAUUGCUGCACCUGGUUGUUUGAUGGUCCUUCCUGGCACCAGCACUGUCACUACCUCUCAGCUUAUCCUCAGCGGAGGAGAGGGCCACAUCAACUUCAGAAUUGGAGACGAUGCGAACGAGGGAUCCGUUGAGUUGUCCCAGGCUUCACCUCAGCGGUCUGAACGCAGUCAGAUGAUCAUCUGGCAGAAUCCCACCAUGUCUGUGCCGAGCCCCGCCCUCUGACACUGACCAUCUCCUAGCUCUGCCUGUUUGGAAGACAACAAAGAUGUAGCGGAAAAUAAACUGUACACCAGCGAAGCUAGAGACAACAAUGAAGAUGGUGCUUUCAUGAAACUAAAUGAAACCAGCGUCUCAAUGCGGCAGCAAUAAAGGCAUCCUCUAAAAAGUAUAUACAGCAUUUAUAAGAUACAUGCUGUAUCGUCCUUGUUUACCUCAUUUUAAACAUCUAUCUUUUGACUUGAUUAUUCUGAUGGAUGCCUUACUCUGUGCCUUCAUCUCAUUUGUUAUAAUUUCGGUUAAACUGGUCAGUAAUUCUUCUACCUGAUUGUUAAUAGCUCAUUUCUACCUUUGCACUAACAAUGCAUACAGUUUCUCUGUCCGACAUGCAGCUCUCUGACAUAUUUUUCUGCCAGCCCACGCAGAGCUGUCACUCACAUCUUCAUUCCACUGAGGGGGCACCAGGUCUUUCUGUCCUACAUCGUUUAAUCAUAAUGUUUAACGUAAUGAUGUGGCUGCUCUUGAAGGUGCUGUGUACAUACUUUUCUGUUCACUGUGAACUGGAAACAGGUAAUGAUCUUCUCUCAGCGUUAAGACAAUCAGACACCUCUUAUCUCCUGAUGCUGCACUGAGAUUGGGGACUUCUUGACUUCUUUUGAUUGUGACUUGUGUGUUUUUUGCAAUUUACUUUUGAAUUCAACCCCUCCACAGUGCAUAUGAUAUAACUACAAACUGCACAUUUUAAAUGUGUCUGUAAAAUAUGUGAUACGCCCUCUUCUAAAUGAACUAUUUCAGUACUUUUCCAUUAGAAAUUAUUUAUUUUCUCAGUUCUUUACCUAAUGUAUUUGGCUGUCUUAAUGUGUUUUAUUUGAUUUCAGUAUCUUUUGUAAAAUAAGGGAGAUGCUUCUAUCAAGUGUCCUAUGCAGUAUUUAUGUGCAAUAACACGUUUGUGCACUUAUAUUGAUGUCACAGCAUCUCUUUAUUAUCCUUCUGGGAAAGAUAAGACUUGAGUAUUCAUUUUGACCUUGUGCAAACAUGAUUAUUGUCAUUAAAAAUGUCUGUCAUUCUGA
Messenger RNA from Centropristis striata (black sea bass), 4502 nucleotides. Its product is annotated as C-Jun-amino-terminal kinase-interacting protein 4. The record is from RefSeq and is a predicted model, not a curated record. Gene Ontology annotation, biological process: vesicle-mediated transport. The coding region runs from base 454 to 3438 and encodes 994 amino acids. Gene Ontology annotation, cellular component: cytoplasm. Lineage: Eukaryota; Metazoa; Chordata; Actinopteri; Perciformes; Serranidae. The transcript is spliced from 28 exons. Gene Ontology annotation, molecular function: JUN kinase binding; signaling receptor complex adaptor activity; MAP kinase scaffold activity.